AAACUUUUUCUUUUUCUAAAUCUGUUCCCAUCCCGCUUUGGACCCGUGGUCACCCAGGUGAGGAUUGAGGAACACCAAAAUCCCGCCCCUUAAUUUUAAGCACAAAACAGAACGAACGCCUGAAUCUCGCCCAUUUAACCCACCAUCACCAUGAGCUGAAUAAGCUGAUCACACGAGGAUAAAACUUCCGCUCUAACUGAACCCUAGUUCGUAUUAUUUGGGGAAAAAGAAUCACCGAUUAGGCAGUAUAGGCAUUGAUCGAACAACAGGAGAAUACUACAGAAUUUAUCUGAAGUCGUUGACUAGAAUGAGAACAAAAAAGGAGCUUGUAGAGAGUGGUGAGAGUCCGGCGGAGACAAAGACCAAAACACUUCGAAAACCCAAAGAAAGCGCUCUUAAACAAAAAUCUCCGGCUGAGUUCUUUGCUGAGAACAAGAACAUAGCUGGUUUUGACAAUCCAGGGAAGUCACUUUAUACUACAGUGAGAGAGCUGGUUGAAAAUGCUCUUGAUUCUGCUGAAUCGAUAUCAGAACUUCCGGCUGUUGAGAUAACAAUUGAGGAGGUCGGAAGGUCAAAGUUUAAUACUUUGAUUGGCCUGGCUGAUCAUCAGAGGGUAGAUGCUGAACUAUAUGAUGAUUAUGAGACCGAAAAGGCCCGAGAGAAAAGACUUGCAAAGGAAGCUCGAAUUCAAGAGGUUCAAGCAAAGAGUGCUGCUUCUGGCAAGAAAAUAAAAGAAGCAACAGCUGCAAAAGCCAAUAAAAGUCGCGAGGCUUCAUAUUACCGUGUGACUUGCAAGGAUAAUGGAAAAGGAAUGCCACAUGAUGAUAUCCCUAACAUGUUUGGAAGAGUGUUGUCUGGGACAAAGUAUGGCUUGAAACAAACACGUGGAAAAUUUGGUCUUGGUGCAAAGAUGGCAUUAAUUUGGUCGAAGAUGAGUACAGGGCUCCCAAUUGAAAUCAUGUCAUCUAUGAAGGGGCAAAGUUAUACUUCAUUCUGUAGGCUGGACAUAGAUAUUCAUCGGAACGUUCCUCACAUUCAUGUACAUGAAAAACGCGAGAACAAAGAAAAGUGGCAUGGAGCAGAUAUCCAAAUAGUCAUUGAAGGGAAUUGGACAAAUUACCGUUCUAAAAUACUCCACUAUAUGCGUCAAAUGGCUGUUAUCACUCCAUACGCGCAGUUUAUUUUCAAAUUUAUAUCAGAGACUCCAGAAAAAAAUGUGACCAUUCGGUUUACGAGGAGAACAGAUGUAAUGCCUCCUGUUCCUCUUGAGACUAAAUACCAUCCAUCUGCUGUUGAUAUACUCCUUAUCAAGCGGCUAAUUGCUGAAACUUCAAAGCAGACGCUUCUACAAUUUCUUCAGCAUGAGUUUGUGAGCAUAGGGAAAUCCCAUGCAGAUCGUUUAAUCGGGGAGUUGGGCCCAGAUUUUAGCCCCAAAAUGCUGGUCAAAUCGUUAAGUUCACAACAGAUAGUUCGUAUCCACCAGCUGUUCCGUCAAGCCAAAUUCAAUGAUCCUAGUGGCGAAGUUCUUAGUCCUGCAGGUGAAUAUAACUUACGGCUGGGUAUUAUUAAGGAGCUGCAUCCAGAUAUGGUUGCUACAUAUUCGGGAAGUGCUCAAGUGUUCGAAGGACACCCUUUUAUUGUAGAAGCUGGAGUUAGUUUGGGCGGAAAAGAUGUGAAGCAUGGUCUAAAUAUCUUUCGAUUUGCGAACCGCAUUCCACUUCUAUUUGAGCAAGGAGCUGAUGUUGUCACUCGAACCGCGCUGAAGAGGAUCAACUGGAACAGUUACAAGAUCAAUCAGAUGCAAGACAGAAUUGGUAUCUACGUCAGCAUUGUAAGCACCAAAAUUCCUUUUAAGGGGACCGGGAAGGAAUACAUUGGAGAUGACAUAAGUGAGAUCGCUUCUGCUGUGAAGACAGCUAUUCAGCAGUGUUGCAUUCAGCUGAAAUCCAAAAUAGUAAAAAGAAAACAAGCUCAGGAGCAGCAGGAGAGAAAGCGAAAUUUGACCAAGUACAUUUCUUUUGCUACAGUUUCUAUAUUUGAUGUGCUUGAGAUUAUGUCUGACCAACAUGCAUCCAAGAAGAAGCGCUUUGAUGGCGGGAAUGCAGAUUUAUUGAAACAAGUUUCAUCUAAUUUAAUUACUGAAGAAACACUGAGACUGAAGCUUGCCCAGCAUGUUGAACAGGUUGACUAUGAGAUGGCGCUGGAAUAUGCCACACAGACUGGGGCAAAGGAAGAACCCAAAGAAGACAUUUACGUGCAAGCGUUGAAAAAUGAUGAUGAUACAAGGUUCACCGACUUUCAUAGCCCAGUCUUUGUCUUCAGACUAUUCCAUUAGGUGUGUACUCCUGACACACACUACAUAUAUUCUGUCUGUUUUAGAGUUGCAAUGAUACAGAAAGUUAUUCUUGGAGUUACAAUUUGAUUUCUACUGAAUAUAUAGUACAGGAUAUCCAAAGAACUAGAAUAGGUGACACACAUUGGUAUUACAAAGAAACAUCGUUCUCUCAAGUUACUACGUAUGUUUUAUUUAUGUAACACCAAAUAGUUAAGACUUGGAUGUUGUUCUUGUAACACCCAAUAGUACUCAAUAACUCAAUGUCGAGUAUACAGUUUCCCUUUCACAACCAGCAUAUGAAUAUCCCUGUUAUACUGCUCCGUAUGUUUUAUUGGAUGAUGGCUAACUUGAA
Molecule: messenger RNA, 2687 nt
Organism: Cuscuta epithymum
Lineage: Eukaryota; Viridiplantae; Streptophyta; Magnoliopsida; Solanales; Convolvulaceae
Source: the annotation of a GenBank genome assembly